Molecule: messenger RNA, 555 nt
Organism: Cheilinus undulatus (humphead wrasse)
Lineage: Eukaryota; Metazoa; Chordata; Actinopteri; Labriformes; Labridae
Product: gamma-crystallin M3-like
Exons: 3
Coding region: 1-555 (184 amino acids)
Biological process (GO): lens development in camera-type eye; visual perception
Molecular function (GO): structural constituent of eye lens
Source: RefSeq, a predicted model, not a curated record
AUGGAUUCCACUGGGAUGAACAUGAUGAGCAGGAUCGUUUUCUUCGAGGACAGGAACUUCCAGGGUCGUUCCUAUGAGUGCAAUAGCGACUGCCUGGACAUGUCCUCCUACCUGAGCAGGUGCCAGUCCUGCAGGGUGGAGAAGGGCUGCUUCGUGGUGUUUGACCGCACCAACUUCAUGGGCAACCAGUUCUUCAUGAGGAGGGGCGAGUACGCUGACUGCAUGAACCUGAUGGGUAUGAGCGACUGCAUCAGGUCUUGCCGCAUGAUCCCUAUGAACAGAGGAUCCUUCAGGAUGAGGAUCUUUGAGAGGGAGAACUUCAAUGGUCAGAUGCACGAGCUGCAGGACGACUGCGACAACGUUAUGGAUCGUUAUCGCAUGUCCCAGUGCAUGUCCUGCAACGUGAUGGAUGGCCACUGGCUGAUGUACGAGCAGCCCCACUUCAGAGGCAGGAUGAUCUACAUGAGGCCUGGCGAGUACAGGAACUUCAACAACAUGGGCAACAAUGGCUCAAAGUUCAUGAGCAUCAGGCGCAUCACCGACUCUUGCUAUUAG